AUCCACGAAGGACUUGAUGGAUAGAUAGUGUGAUCGGUGUGGUAUCCAAAGUCCGUUUGUGGCCUGUGUACGUAGACAGAAUCACAGGAUACAUGAUUUAUCGUUUCAUGUAAUAUGAACUUAUUCUUUCUCGUACUUGGUUAAAUCACGAUCAUUAAUCUAACAACACUAGUGGAUAAUUUUCGCCCCUGGAAACAUUUGUUAUGAAAUCGUUGGCCAUGAAAUAUCCCGGUCUCGCUUGUUUGUCUCUGCGUAAGCCUAAGCUUGCAACUCAGCUUUUUUUAAAAAGGGAAUUGGUGAUUUCCUCAAUGGGAGAGCACAUAGAAAGGACAAAAGUAAACUAUCGCCAAAACAUAAAGAGUGGUGCAACAGUUAUUGAAACAAAAAUACUAAGCCCCACUGUAAUUGGAGUGAAAUUAAGAGUUGAAGAUCAUAGCCUGACAUUCUUUGCUGGGCAAUGGGUUGACGUAUUCAUACCAAAUGUAAGCCAAAUCGGGGGAUUUUCCAUGUAUUCCCCACCUUGGUUACUAGAACAGUCCCAACAGAUUCAAUUAGCUGUAAAAAAAUCUUCAUGGCCACCUGCUCAAUGGGUGCAUUCAAGUUGCAAAGUUGGUGACAAAAUACAAAUCCGAAUCGGAGGCGAUUUUUAUUACGACCCUCCGUCAAAUGUUCCAAUUCCUGACAUGAUUUUCAUAGCUGGUGGAGUUGGGAUUAAUCCACUGCUAUCCAUUCUGCUCCAGCUCAAACACCAUUUUCAGAUCCCAAAUAAUGAAAAACAUUUACCGAAAAACAUAACUCUGCUUUACAGUGCAAAGCAGAAAGAAGAGUUGCUUUUUCAAGAUACAAUAUCAGAAUUGAAAAACGGCCCGUUGAAGUCGUUUGAUUAUCGUUUUUUCGUAACACGAUUUCCCGCUCCGGAUGACCACCAAUGUGAUCAAAGAGGAUCUCAAUUGAGAGAGGGUCGAGUAAUGGAAGAGGACUUGCGGCUAGCCAUUAGUAAAAGCUAUGUUGAGAACGUUAUCUGUUUUAUUUGCGGACCUCCACCUAUGGCGGAUGCUAUCCAUUCUCAGCUUUUAAAAAUGGGAGUGACUGCUAAACAGAUCAAAUAUGAAAAGUGGUGGUGAUCCACCAAUGAAAAAAUUUGCACAAAUUGUGGCAAUUUCUAGUAAUAUAAUUACUCCCUAGCCUAAGGUUCCUAAACAAAUUCAUAAUAAAACCCGAAUGACAAGCUACAGUUUGUAAUGUCAGUUUUUAGCUCAAAUUGUCAUAAUUGAAAUUGCAUUGCAAAUGUUACUAUACUCACAGAAAAUGGUAACCAGUCGUUUCUCCUACUCUCGUCCCAAAUAGUAAAUAGUAAUUGAAAAAUUGUUAGAAAAAAACGUGACACUGCGAAAUAGGUCAAUACAAUCAGGGGAAAACCCUCUCAACAACUACA
Messenger RNA from Daphnia magna, 1435 nucleotides. RefSeq names its product oxidoreductase NAD-binding domain-containing protein 1. The coding region runs from base 204 to 1124 and encodes 306 amino acids. Gene Ontology annotation, molecular function: oxidoreductase activity. The record is from RefSeq and is a predicted model, not a curated record. NCBI's taxonomy places the organism in Eukaryota, Metazoa, Arthropoda, Branchiopoda, Diplostraca, Daphniidae. The transcript is spliced from 4 exons. Gene Ontology annotation, cellular component: mitochondrion.